AUGAAAGAUCCCGGAGUUCAACACCCCAUCCUUUUUCUUCUUCUCUCAGUCAUUUAUCACGUCCACCAGCUUCUUCUCCUCGUCCGUCUCUCCGCCAGUGCUCUAGCGCAUAACCUCGAUCCCUUCAAAGCGGCAAACAGGUUUCCAAGCCCUCCAUCGUCUUUAUUCCCUUCUACAACAAUGGCCGACUCCGGAGAGGCCCCCGCGGCUGUCGAGCACCUCAACAUCAAGGUGACCGACAACAACAAUGAAGUGUUCUUCAAGAUCAAGCGCACAACCCAGUUGAAGAAGUUGAUGGACGCGUUCUGCGAAAGGCAAGGAAAGCAGCCAUCUACGGUCCGCUUCCUUUUCGAUGGCACCCGUGUGCGCCCUGAAGAUACACCCGAUACUCUCGAGAUGGCCGAUGGGGACACUCUUGAAGUGCACCAGGAACAAAUCGGUGGCUAG
This is a messenger RNA of Aspergillus luchuensis, 447 nucleotides long. Its product is annotated as SUMO family protein SMT3. Gene Ontology annotation, molecular function: ubiquitin-like protein ligase binding; protein tag activity. The transcript is spliced from 4 exons. Bases 1 to 447 code for a protein of 148 amino acids. The record is from RefSeq and is a predicted model, not a curated record. Gene Ontology annotation, biological process: protein sumoylation. Gene Ontology annotation, cellular component: nucleus; septin ring. NCBI's taxonomy places the organism in Eukaryota, Fungi, Ascomycota, Eurotiomycetes, Eurotiales, Aspergillaceae.